Molecule: messenger RNA, 906 nt
Organism: Acanthosepion pharaonis
Lineage: Eukaryota; Metazoa; Mollusca; Cephalopoda; Sepiida; Sepiidae
Source: the annotation of a GenBank genome assembly
AUGGUUGUGACAUUAAAGGAAUUCAAAAUAAGAAUUCUCUUUUACGUCUUUUCAUUCUUUUCCUUUCUCCUUUUCAUUAUCUCUAUUUUCAGCUUUCUCUGUUUCUUCUCCUCUUUCUCUCUACUGCUUUUUCUUUUACCUAAAAUGCUCUUUUAUUCUUUCACUUUUCUCUUUACACUCUCUUCUCUUUACCCUCUCUCUUCCUUCUCUCUUUGUGCUUUAUCUCUUCUCUCUCUCAUUGCGCUUUGUCUCUCUCUCUUUGCCUCUCUCUCUCUCUCUCUCUUUGCGCUUUGUCUCUCUCUCUCUUUGCGCUUUGUCUCUUCUUUCUCUCUCUCUCUUUGCGCUUUGUCUCUUCUUUCUCUCUCUCUUUGCGCUUUGUCUCUUCUUUCUCUCUUUGUGUGUUCUCUCUUCUCUUUCUCUUUGAGCUCACUUUCUUUUUCUGUGCUCACUCUCUUCUCUCUCUCUCUUUGUGCUCACUCUCUUCUCUCUUUCUCUCUCUGUGCUCACUCUCUCUCUCUUUGUGCUCACAAUCUUCUCUCUUUCUCUUUGUGCUCACUCUCUUCUCUCUCUCUCUCUCUGUGCUCACUCUCUUCUCUCUCUCUCACUGUGCUCACUCUUUUCUCUCUCACUCACUGUGCUCACUCUCUCUAUUUGUGCUCACUCUUCUCUCUCUUUGUGCUCACUCUCUUCUCUCUCUCUGCUCACUCUCUUCUCUCUCUGCUCACUCUCUUCUCUCUCUGCUCACUCUCUGCUCUCUCUCUCUUUGUGCUCACUCUCUUGUCUCUCUCUGCACUCUCUCUCUUCUCCUUUUAUUCAUUAUCUCUCUUCCCUCUUUGCACACUUCAAAAAAACUUUGCCUGUAUCUAUCUAUCUAUCUAUCUAUCUAUCUAUCUGUGUGUGAGCUGA